UGAAGGACAAACAAGCAGGAAGGAGGAGAGAAUUGAACCGACAACGGCUUCUGCUUAAAAAUAGUGGUGAAAAUAAUUCAUUUUGGACACUGUCCACCUGAAGAACAGUAAGUCUUGCAUGAUUUGGUUCCAUCUUCAGAGACAGAAAGGCUUCUAGGAAUCAUAGUACACAGCUGAACUGAUGUCUCUUUCUCCUGCUGCCUUAGCCGCACGCCGGGUGUUUGCGGCUGCUUCACAGUCGAGCCAUGAGGGGGGAGCAAAGACAUGGAAGAUGCUCACCAUUGUGUUGGCCUUUCCUGGCGUUGGUGUCUGCAUGGCAAACGCCUACAUGAAGGGCCAGGCCCACUCACAUGAGCAGCCAGAAUUUGUGCCAUACCCUCACCUGCGUAUUCGUACUAAGAAAUUUCCCUGGGGAGAUGGAAACCACAGUCUGUUCCACAACCCUCACACCAAUGCUCUGCCUGAUGGCUAUGAGGGCCACGAUCACUGAGACGGUCACAUCUUUCAGCUGUGUUUCCAGUCUGCAGUAUACUUGGCUUGAUUAGCUGACCGAGGGGCCAAGACGCAGUGCCAAAUAUAACAAACAGUUCACCGAGACAGAAAUAAAUGUAUUAUAUGUCCAGUUA
Messenger RNA from Cheilinus undulatus (humphead wrasse), 626 nucleotides. RefSeq names its product cytochrome c oxidase subunit 6A, mitochondrial. Gene Ontology annotation, cellular component: mitochondrial inner membrane. Bases 182 to 490 code for a protein of 102 amino acids. Gene Ontology annotation, biological process: mitochondrial electron transport, cytochrome c to oxygen. Gene Ontology annotation, molecular function: enzyme regulator activity. The record is from RefSeq and is a predicted model, not a curated record. The transcript has 4 exons. Lineage: Eukaryota; Metazoa; Chordata; Actinopteri; Labriformes; Labridae.